Molecule: messenger RNA, 2411 nt
Organism: Bicyclus anynana (squinting bush brown)
Lineage: Eukaryota; Metazoa; Arthropoda; Insecta; Lepidoptera; Nymphalidae
Product: neuroligin-4, Y-linked-like
Exons: 3
Coding region: 1-1323 (440 amino acids)
Source: RefSeq, a predicted model, not a curated record
AUGGUUGCAAGUGACCCAGUCUUGGUUACAACGUCCUUCGGCGAGGUACUAGGGCGGGAGACUGAUGGCGUAUUACAAUUCUUCGAUAUACCCUAUGGAAAAUUUGAAUCGGUCAAACCAUUCCAGGAGCCCGACUUACCGAAUAAUUGGACUACAACACGGGAUAAACUGAAACACAACUCUCUGUGCCCUCAAAUGAAGGACGGUAUAUACGAGUAUAAUUAUGACGAGGAAAACGAUUGCCUCUCUUUAAGUAUUUUCACACCUUCCAAAACCGAUCCUUCAGGUAAAAGUGAGAAAUUUGCCGUGCUGUUCCACAUUCAUGACAGUUCCUACGCUUCUGGCAGCGGAGAUCCUAACGUUUACAACCCGAAAAAUUUGGUCGACAAUAAUAUUAUUCUGGUACUACCGAAUUACAGACUCGGAGCAUUAGGAUUUAUGUGUUUACUAAACGAGACUGCGCCGGGCAACGCCGCCCUCAAGGACUUGGCUCUCGCGUUGAAUUGGAUUAAAAAUGAGAUAGAAAAAUUCGGCGGUAACUCUUCCAACAUCGUGGUGAGCGGUGCGGGCGUGGGCGGCGCUUUGGUGGAGUAUUUACUGAUAUCUAACACGUCGAGAAAGUAUAUUUCCAGGGCCAUCACAGAGAGCGGUUUCAGUCUUUCGCCGUGGGCUAUCGAUAGAAACCCUUUAGCGACUGCGAGUCCCUUAAAAGAUCUAUUAAAGGAUACACUGGAUAUUAGAGACAUAGUAACUGAGAGUACUAAUAUAGAGUUUAGACCGUGUAUUGAAAAAGAGAACGGUUUCAUAACGGAAAGCCCGUGGCAAUUGUUGAAGGAGAUUAAAAUAGAGCUAACGUAUAUGGUGGGGACGGUAAACCACGCAGCAUGGCACAGAGCAGUGGAGCGGGUGGCAACAGAGGACCGAGUGUCCAUGUUGAAUAGUAACGCGUCGCUGUUUCUGCCCGAUGAUCUCGUGUUCCACAACGACGACGAGAGACAACAAAUCGGAAGGCAAGUGAGAUCUUUAUACUUCGGUGCGAGAAAUAUCACCGCGACUGAUGUAAAUCAGCUUUCCCAGUUGAUCACUGACAGCGAAUAUCUAAAUCCAGGAUUACGCGGUGCGAGAUUGCUAUUAGAAGGUGGAUCGGAGGUGUAUUUCUAUGAGUAUUCCUUCAAUAAUCCAGCAUUGACACCAGGCUUUAAUGCAUCUACUCGAGGCAAUUCAUUGGACUUUGUGUUUGGCCGAGACCCUGUUCCUGAAAGUACGGAUAGUAUGAAAAAUGUAAUGAUUGAUUUGUGGACAAGCUUUAUAAAGACAGGGUAAGUGUUUUUUGUCGGAUAUCUGGUGUGUGAAAUAUAGUAAAGUAAUGAAAAUUAAUUACGAGUACAGACACACAGUUGGGGAUAAUUAAACUACACUAAUAAAAUAACCCCAUGUUUUUUUCCAGGAAACCAUCCGCAACUGACGUCACAUGGAAUCCCUUGAAGAAGGUGCCAGCGACUGAUGAGAAAUGGCUCUCGAUAGGUGCUACAGCACAGAUGCGUCAUGGGGUAUAUCUGGACCGCCUCAGACUAUGGCAGGAGAUCUACGACAGACACUUCAUAGAUAACUUGGGCUUUGCUCAAAGACCUAUAAUAUACGUCUAUGCUUUAACGAGCGGCUUGUCACUCUUUAUUCGCAUGUCCUUAGGGCCAUGAAUAUUAAUGUUUUGAUUCUAUAUCGGAAGUUACGAGUAAAAAUAAUAAGCCCACAAUCUAUGUUAUCAUAUUAUCUCUACACAACGUGAAUUGAUCUGUAGCACAAUUUGGUCAACACUGCUACUUCUCAAGCACUAAUUGUGCAGAAGAUAGCGUUUAAGUACAAUGGUGUUUUAAGGUGAAUAGUUACAAUAGAAACUAACUAUUACAGUAGCUGAAGAUGUUUUACUCGGAUCUCUUUAUAUUUUGAAAACAACUUCGUUGUCGUCGUUAAUUAUUUCAAUAACUUAUCCUUUAUAGAUCUUAAGUUUUGUUGUAUCAGUAAACUAUUGAGCCUCUUUAUUUAUUUCUAAAUUAAGUUUCGUGUCUAUAUGCCGGCGCUACAUAUAGCUUCAAACAUUUGAGCAUUUAAAUGACGGACUUGUACACUAUUGAAACAACUUGCUCUGCAACUACAUAUUUCUGCAACUACAUAUUUCCACAGUGAUUUAACUUUCAACGCUUUGAUACACACGCUAAAACACGACACGUGCAUUAAUUUGAGCAAAGAUUCAAAAUCCCUCCAGACACAAGCUUCAUCAUAGUGUACAAAGUUUGCCAACGCAAUGUAGCGCCAAUUACUGUAUGUUUAUAUAAAUAUGAUUUUUAUUUGCGAGUAUAUACUCGAAGUUACAUUUACAUUCUAUGUAAUUAAAUAAAAUUAGCAGUUCUAUU